Strongylus vulgaris is the source of this 425-nucleotide messenger RNA. Lineage: Eukaryota; Metazoa; Nematoda; Chromadorea; Rhabditida; Strongylidae. The record is from the annotation of a GenBank genome assembly.
AUGAAGAAGCUCAAGCAGGAAGUUGUUGACACCCCUCCUAAUGAUGAAACCAAAAUCAUGGAGAAUGGAACAGAAGGAGGUUCAUGCUUAUCACCUAUGAUUGAUGUAACUUCAUGUGAUUCUCCACCCCGCGAAGAUGAUAGUGAGGAGAACCCGUCAAGUCAAGCAGCGAAUGGUGUCCCUUCGCUCCAUGUGGAGCCGAGAAUUUUGGAUAAGUUCUACUUGGUUCAAGGAAGAAUGUUGUUGAAAUUGUUUCGAUUCUGUCCUAACUGUGGUAAUAAUUUAUCAACAAGCGAUCAAAGUACAGUUAGCUUUACUGCCAUUGGAACAGCGCCCAUUGUACAGUUUAUAUGUAGCAAUUGUUCUUCCUCUACAGCUAUGACACAGCGAUGGGAUGGUCAUCCUGUUAGAGACCCAUCAUAGCC